GCCCCGGCCCCCGCCCCGCCGGGCCCAGCCCCAGCGCCAGCCCGGCCCGUCCCGUGCGGGCCCGUGCCGCCCCUCAGCGGGCGACGCCCCGGGCCGCCCGCCUGCCUGCCACCAUGGAGCUGGAGGACGGUGUGGUGUACCAGGAGGAGCCCGGCGGCUCCGGGGCCGUGAUGUCGGAGCGGGUGUCCGGCCUGGCCGGCUCCAUCUACCGCGAGUUCGAGCGGCUCAUCGGGCGCUAUGACGAGGAGGUGGUCAAGGAGCUGAUGCCACUGGUGGUAGCCGUGCUGGAGAACCUGGACUCGGUGUUCGCGCAGGACCAGGAGCACCAGGUGGAGCUGGAGCUGCUGCGGGACGACAACGAGCAGCUCAUCACCCAGUACGAGCGGGAGAAGGCGCUGCGCAAGCACGCCGAGGAGAAAUUCAUUGAAUUUGAAGACUCUCAAGAACAGGAAAAAAAGGACUUACAGACCCGAGUGGAGUCUUUAGAAUCUCAAACAAGACAACUUGAACUCAAAGCAAAAAACUAUGCUGACCAGAUUAGCAGACUUGAAGAAAGAGAAGCAGAACUGAAGAAGGAAUAUAAUGCAUUACAUCAAAGACACACUGAGAUGAUUCAUAAUUAUAUGGAACACUUAGAAAGAACAAAACUUCAUCAGCUCUCAGGGAGUGAUCAACUAGAAUCCGCAGCUCAUAGUAGAAUUAGAAAAGAACGCCCUAUAUCAUUAGGAAUUUUCCCAUUACCUGCUGGAGAUGGAUUGCUUACACCUGACACUCAGAAAGGAGGCGAGACACCUGGAUCAGAGCAGUGGAAAUUUCAGGAAUUAAGUCAACCACGUUCUCAUACCAGCCUGAAGGAUGAACUUUCUGACGUUAGCCAAGGUGGAUCUAAAGCUACCACUCCAGCAUCAACAGCUAAUUCAGAUGUGGCAACAAUUCCUACUGAUACUCCCUUAAAGGAAGAUAAUGAAGGAUUUGUGAAGGUUACAGAUACAACAAAUGUAUCAGAGAUAAGCAAGCACAUUGAAGUACAGGUAGCCCAAGAAACUAGAAAUGUAUCUACAGGUAAUGCUGAAAAUGAAGAGAAGUCAGAAGUUCAAGCAAUCAUUGAAUCCACCCCUGAGUUGGAUAUGGACAAAGAUCUCAGUGGAUAUAAAGGUUCAAGCACUCCCACCAAAGGCAUAGAGAACAAAGCUUUUGAUCGCAAUACAGAAUCUCUCUUUGAAGAACUGUCUUCAGCGGGCUCAGGCCUAAUUGGAGAUGUGGAUGAAGGAGCAGAUUUACUAGGAAUGGGUCGUGAAGUUGAGAAUCUUAUAUUAGAAAAUACACAACUGUUGGAAACCAAAAAUGCUUUGAAUGUAGUGAAGAAUGAUCUGAUAGCAAAAGUGGAUGAACUGACCUGUGAGAAGGACGUGCUGCAAGGGGAGCUGGAGGCCGUGAAACAAGCCAAACUGAAGCUGGAGGAAAAGAACAGGGAAUUGGAGGAAGAGCUUAGGAAAGCUCGUGCAGAAGCUGAAGAUGCAAGGCAAAAAGCAAAAGAUGAUGAUGAUAGUGAUAUUCCCACAGCCCAGAGGAAGCGGUUUACUAGAGUAGAAAUGGCCCGUGUUCUCAUGGAGAGAAACCAGUAUAAAGAGAGAUUGAUGGAGCUUCAAGAAGCUGUUCGAUGGACAGAGAUGAUUCGGGCAUCACGAGAAAAUCCAGCCAUGCAGGAAAAAAAAAGGUCAAGCAUUUGGCAGUUCUUCAGUCGACUUUUCAGCUCCUCAAGUAAUACGACUAAGAAGCCUGAACCACCUGUUAAUCUGAAGUACAAUGCACCCACCUCUCAUGUUACUCCUUCUGUCAAGAAAAGGAGCAGCACCUUAUCUCAGCUCCCGGGGGAUAAGUCCAAAGCCUUUGAUUUCCUUAGUGAAGAAACUGAAGCCAGUUUAGCCUCACGCAGAGAACAAAAGAGAGAGCAGUAUCGUCAGGUAAAGGCACAUGUUCAGAAGGAAGAUGGUAGAGUACAGGCUUUUGGCUGGAGUCUGCCUCAGAAGUACAAACAGGUAACCAAUGGUCAAGGCGAAAAUAAGAUGAAAAAUUUACCUGUGCCUGUCUAUCUCAGACCUCUAGAUGAAAAAGAUACAUCAAUGAAGCUGUGGUGUGCUGUUGGAGUCAAUUUAUCUGGUGGGAAGACCAGAGACGGUGGCUCUGUUGUUGGAGCAAGUGUAUUUUACAAGGAUGUUGCUGCUUUGGAUACAGAAGGCAGUAAACAGCGAAGUGCAUCUCAGAGUAGCUUAGAUAAGUUAGAUCAGGAACUUAAGGAACAGCAGAAGGAGUUAAAAAAUCAAGAAGAAUUAUCCAGUCUAGUCUGGAUCUGUACCAGUACUCAUUCAGCUACAAAAGUUAUCAUCAUUGAUGCUAUUCAACCAGGCAACAUCCUCGACAGUUUCUCUGUUUGCAACUCUCAUAUUCUGUGCAUUGCAAGUGUACCAGGUGCACGAGAAACAGACUACCCUGCAGGAGAAGAUCUUUUAGAAUCUGGUCAGGUAGACAAAGCGUCUUUAUGUGGAAGCGUGACAAGCAACAGCUCGGCAGAGACAGACAGCCUUUUGGGAGGCAUCACAGUGGUUGGUUGUUCCGCAGAGGGUGUGACAGGAGCUGCCACUUCCCCUAGUACCAACGGUGCUUCCCCGGUGAUAGAAAAACCACCAGAAAUGGAACCAGAAAAUAGUGAGGUUGAUGAAAAUGUUCCAACAGCAGAAGAAGCAACUGAAGCCACAGAAGGCAAUGCAGGGUCAGCUGAAGACACUGUGGAUGUUUCCCAAACUGGCGUGUACACAGAGCAUGUCUUUACAGAUCCUUUGGGAGUUCAAAUCCCAGAAGACCUCUCCCCAGUGUACCAGUCAAGUAAUGACUCAGAGGCAUAUAAAGAUCAAAUACCAGUAUUGCCAAAUGAACAAGACCUGGUGAGAGAAGAAGCCCAGAAAAUGAGUAGUCUGUUACCAACUAUGUGGCUAGGAGCACAAAAUGGCUGUUUGUAUGUCCAUUCAUCUGUAGCCCAGUGGAGGAAAUGUCUCCAUUCCAUUAAACUUAAAGAUUCGAUUCUCAGUAUUGUACACGUGAAAGGAAUUGUUUUAGUGGCCCUGGCUGAUGGCACCCUUGCGAUCUUUCACAGAGGAGUUGAUGGGCAGUGGGAUUUGUCAAACUAUCACCUCUUAGACCUCGGACGGCCUCAUCAUUCUAUCCGAUGCAUGACUGUGGUACAUGACAAAGUCUGGUGCGGCUAUAGGAACAAAAUCUAUGUGGUUCAGCCAAAGGCCAUGAAAAUAGAGAAAUCAUUUGAUGCGCACCCCAGGAAGGAGAGCCAAGUGCGACAGCUCGCGUGGGUGGGUGAUGGUGUGUGGGUCUCCAUUCGUUUGGAUUCCACACUCCGUCUCUAUCAUGCACACACUUACCAACAUCUGCAGGAUGUGGACAUUGAGCCUUAUGUCAGCAAAAUGUUAGGUACUGGAAAACUGGGCUUCUCUUUUGUGAGGAUCACAGCUCUUAUGGUGUCUUGCAAUCGUUUGUGGGUGGGGACAGGAAAUGGUGUCAUUAUCUCCAUCCCAUUGACAGAAACCGUAAUCCUCCACCAGGGACGUUUACUGGGGCUGAGGGCAAAUAAAACCUCAGGAGCACCAGGAAAUCGUCCUGGAAGUGUAAUCCGCGUAUAUGGUGAUGAAAACAGUGAUAAAGUGACUCCAGGAACAUUUAUACCCUAUUGUUCAAUGGCACACGCACAGCUUUGCUUCCAUGGGCACCGGGAUGCUGUGAAAUUCUUUGUGGCAGUGCCAGGUCAAGUCAUCAGCCCACCAAGUGGCAACAGUGGCACAGAUCUAACAGCCGACAAAGCAGGGCCAUCUGCACAGGAGCCUGGUAGCCAGACGCCCUCAAAGUCUAUGCUUGUCAUCAGUGGAGGAGAGGGCUACAUUGACUUCCGAAUGGGUGAUGAAGGUGGAGAAUCAGAACUUCUUGGAGAGGAUCUUCCACUUGAACCUUCUGUCACCAAAGCAGAAAGGAGUCACUUGAUAGUGUGGCAAGUGAUGUAUGGCAGUGAGUGAGCCCAUAGGAAACAGGCGGAGAUGGGGAAGCCGUCUCUUCUGCAUGGUUUAUUUUCCCUUUUCCCCUUUAUUUAAUGCUCUUUUUGUGAAAUAAGUUUCACCACAUAAUGUGUGAGCAUUUUUUUCCUGUUAACCUUAUAUUACAAAAUCUGUUCUACCAUAACAAUACAGAGGAACUAGCCAUUUUCCUGCACCAGUGUUAUAGGCAAUUUCAGUAUAUUAUGAACAAAUCAAAGAAUGUUUACUUUCUUCAAACUGGUAAAUUAUAGAAAGCAAUCCAGAUGUGGUUUACUCUGCCACCAUCUAAUGUCACUCACUUCAUUUGGUGGGAUCACUUUUUAGCUGUCACUAAUAAUGGAAUUAAUGGAAAACACUUAAUGAAUGAAACUGUACCGUUAAGUACAAUAGCAGAGUUUUGCCCAAUGUAUCAUAAAAUUGACACGCACUAAUAUCAAGUGGAUUAUCAGGAUUUAUCUAAAUGUCCCGAGAGGGCUAAAAGCUAACUGUAAAUUACUUUAACUUUCACUUUCAAAUCUGACAAAUCUUGUUUAUAUGGUAUAUAAAACUUUGUUUUCAUCAGAUUUGGGGGGGUUUUAUAUUAAAGAAAUUAAGACUACACUAUUUAAAUAAACGUUUCCUGUUUCUGACUUA
Molecule: messenger RNA, 4727 nt
Organism: Propithecus coquereli (Coquerel's sifaka)
Lineage: Eukaryota; Metazoa; Chordata; Mammalia; Primates; Indriidae
Gene: SPAG9
Product: sperm associated antigen 9
Exons: 30
Coding region: 114-4076 (1320 amino acids)
Biological process (GO): vesicle-mediated transport
Cellular component (GO): cytoplasm
Molecular function (GO): kinesin binding; MAP kinase scaffold activity; signaling receptor complex adaptor activity
Source: RefSeq, a predicted model, not a curated record